Messenger RNA from Oncorhynchus mykiss (rainbow trout), 3559 nucleotides. The record is from RefSeq and is a predicted model, not a curated record. NCBI's taxonomy places the organism in Eukaryota, Metazoa, Chordata, Actinopteri, Salmoniformes, Salmonidae.
UAUAUCUUGCUACACCUGGUCGGUUGGGUGGAAUAUGUUUGAUGUUAUUUCAUGUGCUUUUUCUUCUCCAGCCAGGAACGUUUGGAAUGGUCGGUCACCCAUUUCCUUCCUUUCAAGGUAUGUUGGUUCUUUAUUUAUUUGGGUGGAGUUGAAAGUGUUACGGUUGUGUAAAUUCGAAUCUGGUAUCAGGAUAAAUAUAACAAUGAGUUAAUGUAAAACACAGAAUCCAACAAAAGUAACCCAAUUAACGUAGGACUGUUUAGUCCUCUUGGUUCUGUUACAUUGCUUUUUCCCAGAUGUGUUAUUAAUCUUGUAGACUUGAGUCCACACCUUCCUUUUCCUUUGAAUUAUGUGGAAAGACCAGUUGGGAUAAGGAGACAAUACCAUUUCUCAUCCCUGGAUUGAGGUACAAUUUCCAAACCAUAUCUUGCGCUGGCUCGUUAAUAUCUGAAUCUAAACAGGAAGCCUGUCCGACCUCAGUGCAGCUGUACGGAAUCGUAUGGUCGGAAUCUAUUCUCGCUAAGAACAAAGUUGAACGUGGCCUGCGCAGUCUGCGCAAAUAUGAACCCGCGAAAGAGCAGUCCGUCAAUCCCUUCCGGGGUCAACAAAGCUUUCACAGGAAGGUUAUCUAACUAACUUGUACAAUGAAGAAGAUCACAUGAAACAUUCUCAUCACAUUGGUUCCCUCUAUAAAGUUAAGGUGAAGUGACAUCCUAUCGCAAUGAGCGUCCCAUGUCUACUGUCCAGGGCUGCUCGAAGCUUCACAUUGCUGGGGGCGUCCGGUGUGCUGCUACACCGGUUCCGUGUAUUGUGCCCUUGUUCGAUCACAAGGCAUUUUUGUUGCCUUUUCAGGAAAAUGUCGUCCAGAAGACAAAUGGACCAUCUAGAGAGGACAGCCAGCAACUACAGACAAGAUGGUGUAUAUCCGGCGCAGGUAUGUGGCAUCAUGGACGAGUCUGAGACAGUGAAACGCCUCCGGCUAGCUGUCCAUCCAGACUUCACUUUCAGAGCUGGCCAGUGGGUGGACUUCUUCAUCCCUGGUAUGGAGAAGGUAGGAGGAUUCUCUGUGUGUUCCAGUCCAGGUCUGCUGCAGAAAGAGGGUGUCAUCGAGCUGGCUGUCAAAUACACACAACAUCCCCCUGCACACUGGAUACACACCAAGUGCACCAUGGACUCUCAUGUAGCGAUGCGUGUGGGUGGUAACUUUUUCUUUGACCCCCUGCCCUCUGACCCCUCUGUCGACCUGUUGUUGGUGGCUGGGGGCGUGGGCAUUAACCCUCUAUACUCCAUCCUGCUCCAUGCCGCUGACCUGUUACGACAGAACCCCACUAACGCAGGGAGGGGCUACCACAUAGGCUCCACCCACCUCUGCUACAGUGCCAAGAACACACAGGAGCUGCUCUUCAAGAAAAGCAUCAUAAAUGUGUGUAAGGAAUUCCCAGAGAAAUUCUCCUGUGACUUCCACAUCACCGCACAGACCGCAGACAUCGACCAGGAACUCCAACCGUACAUGAACCGUGGGAGGCUGUCAGAGGGGGGGUUGCGUUGCCACGUCGACCCUAACACCACUCUGUGUUACCUGUGUGGCCCUCCACCCAUGAUAGAGAGCGUGGUCCAGACCCUACUCGGCCUAGGCCUACCCCAGGAAAGGAUACUGUUUGAGAAGUGGUGGUAGUGUGUACUAAAGACAGACCUCUUCAUCAUCAUCUCACCCCUGCUCUCUCCUCCAGUGCCUAGGAGAUCAGACCAAGCACCUGCCCACGUUACCAUGGCAACCUCUCAAGGAGUAUUGGACCAUAUGUCUGGAGCUGCACACAUCAUUUUAUUUAUUUUACUUCACCUGAACAUACUAGGGCUGUGAAGGUCAGCCUGUGAUUGUCAUGUAUAACUGACCGUUAAUUAACAAACACAUUUAGCAUCUCCUGUCUUCCACUCAUAGCCUACAAGCCCCUGAUGCAGACCGUUGGAUCAUCUACACUACCGUUCAAAAGUUUGGGGUCACUUAGAAAUGUCCUUGUUUUUGAAAGAAAAACAUUAAAAUAGCAUCGAAUUGAUCAUAAAUGCAGUGUAGACAUUAAUGUUGUAAAUGACUGCAGAUUAUUAAUGGAAUAUCUACAUAGGCGUAUAGAGGCCCAUUAUCAGCAACCAUCACUCCUGUGAUCCAAUGGCACGUUGUGUUAGCUAAUCCAAGAUUAUCAAUUUAAAAGGUGAUAUGAACAUAAGUUGAACAAGGCUCAUUGCACUGAGCCUGACUGAUUUUGACCUCUGACCCGUGUGAAGUGCAGUAUAAAAUGUAUAUAAAAGUUUCUUGAUGGUGCACAUUGCCCAGUGGAGAAACGUUCAACUGUUUUCUGAUUAUGAAAAUAAGUCAUUUUAUUCAGUGGAUAUAGUUUGAGGAAAUAAUGUGUACGUGCAAUUCUGUACAGUAUAAUUAUCUGAUACAUAUUUUUUCUUGCAGUAGAAAUGUUUUUCAAACAAGACCGAGCCUAGUCUGGCUAAACGCCCGCUCUCAAAGUCUUUCUGACUGUAGUCACGUGGGUCGCGUCCGCCAGGCUAGACCGAACCACACAGCAGAACCCCUGUUUAUACCUGGUGCUAACAUGAUCCCUGUGUCCUGAUCUUUUCCACAUUCUGAUUGUACCCACAUUUUUUGAAGUUUAAAUCAUUCUAAUAACUGAUUGUGAUUAGAUAGUUGGAUGAUUUGAUGGGUUAGGUGACCGCUCUGUGGAUGGAGUCAAAUAAAAGAAACCCUUUCAGAGAGGUGGAUGGAGGGCAGUAAACACGGGCUGUGAACAGCAAGGUUGUCAAUUUGAAUCCCAAUGAGACUUGUUUUCCAACCCUACACAACGUAACUAAUCACAUUUUAGUGUCUUACUGAAGAACUUCAAAUAUGUGAAAAACAAGUGUGGUGCUCUCCCCAUACUGGCGCAAUGGACUAGGCACUGGGGAUAGGGACCAGAAGGUCCCAGGUUCUGAUCUUUGAUGACCCUUUUCAAAAAGGUAUAUUUAUAGCCCUGGUUACACCUUGCAUUAAAAUGUGGUUUCGUUAUCUGAUCAAGGUGGUUCAAUGAGAAUGUAGACACGCUCAGCACACAUUGUUAGCACCAGAUAUAAAGGGGCUAGAGAGAAAAUCACACCAUCGAGUGUAUUUAUAGAACGUUUUUUUUUAAACUAUGCAGACCUUAACACAUCAAUCACACACAUCCUGGAAAGUGUCCCCUCAUCCCAUCUCUCUCACACAUCCUGGAAAGUGUCCUCUCAUCCUCUCACACAUCCUGGCAAGUGUCCCGUCAUCCCAUCUCUCUCUUCCUCUCACUUAUACACACACCACGACUUCUUCCAAUCAUCACACACCCAUCCAGGCCUGAAAUCGCACACACACCUCUCACAAAUGAGUUUGCAUAUACAGAGGCUGAGGGGGAUCUGUCAUGGUGCACAGUAAUAUAACCUCCUGGUGGUCCAUGUCCGCUGAAAUAGUUUUGUUUUGCUCCUCAGAUGUGAGAAGACUGAGGGGUGUAUACAGAAUUAAGAGUUGAAAUAAAAGAAAACGAAGUCAGUA